UUCAACAAGCACGUCACCUCUUCACAUCAGUUGGGCAGCAGGCCACAGGCAAGUGAGGAGUCAGGAGAACUCGUCCAUUUGUCAGAUAAUCACGGUUUAACUUGUGUUUUAUUAUCAAGUUACUAAACCAUCCCUCUUGAAUGGAGGACUUCAAGAUCUGUCCAGUGACCAACUACUACAAAAGGAUCCUGCUGCCGGUGUCCUACAGCCUGGUGUUCCUGCUGGGCCUGGCCCUGAACGGGGCCCUGCUGUGGUCCGUGUGCGGUCGCACUCGUCGCUGGAGCAGCACGGUCGUCUACAUGACCAACCUCGCGGCGGCGGAUCUCCUCUACGUGCUGGCCCUGCCGCCCCUCGUCAUCAGCAACGCCCGCGGCGACCUGUGGCCCUUCGGCGACGUCAUCUGCAAAACAGUCAGGUUCUUCUUCUACGUCAACCUGCACUGCAGCAUGAUGUUCCUCGCCUGCGUCAGCGUGCACCGCUUCCUCGGAGUGUGCUUCCCCAUCGCCGCCGUGCGCCUCAGGACCCGGCGGCUCGCCCUCUUCGCGUCUGGCUCGGUGUGGGUCCUGGCCACCGCGGAGAUUCUGCCCACGCUGGUCUUUGCGCACACGGGCGUGAUCAACAACAUGACCGUGUGCUUUGAGAUGACCAACCCGGCGCGGUUUGGCGCGUACUUCCCCUACGGCCUGUUUCUGGCCAUCGUGGGGUUUCUGAUCCCGUUCCUCGUGGUGGUCACCUGCUACUGCGCCAUGAUGAAGGUGCUGUAUUGCGGGGCCGCGGGCGCCGUCUCCGGAGCCAGGACGGCCCGCGUGCGCAACAAGUCGCUGAACACCAUCAUGGUCGUGUUCCUCGUGUUCGUGCUGUGCUUCGUGCCCUACCACGUCGCUCGCACCGUCUACCUGUUCGUGCGGGUGUACAUGCCCGGAGACUGCGGUCUGCUGAACGUGGUCAUGAUCUCCUACAAGGUCUGGAAGCCCGUGGUCAGUUUCAACUGUUGCGCAAAUCCUCUCCUGUACUUCUGGGGCUCCUACCGGCGCCGGCACACGCUCCGGGCCUGGCCGUGCAGGAGGAGGAGGAGGAGGGUGCAGCCCAGCGUGGGUCUGGUGGAGGUGGGCUGCGCGCACGGGUCCGGAGGGUAGACGACCUCCACCAGAGGACGCAGUCCGCACAGUGACUUCCACCAUGAGUGGCGGGCGGCAGUAAUGACAAGGACAUGUGCCAGCAUUGUCAACAGGUUGGGUUUAUCAACUCUUUAUUAUUUGAGAUAUAAAAAUAUGUAUUUGGCAAUACAGCGGCCCCCUGACUCUUGAGGCAUGCUUUUUGAACACUGUCAUUCAUUAUAGUGACUUACUGGAGCCUAUCGAACCCGGAGGAGCAUCAAACGCAAGGUACUGAUUGCAAAUGAUGAGAUUGCCAAGCAGCGAUUCUGUGGCCAGAAGUGCUAUUAAACAUUUGUGGGAAUUGGUGCCCUCUGUCGUUUCAAGAGGCUCUAAAGCCGCAUCCAGGCACCACAAAGCCACAAACCAAUGUUAUGACAACUCCCUGUGGUUUCCAUAGAAAGGCACAACACCUCAAGUGUGGGGCGAACGGAAAAAUAUUCACCAAUAAUCUAUGCUGAUGAAGUUAAAAAAGCAAACCACCAGGCGUCCAUCGUCAUAUCUGGAACAGAACGUUGUAUAUUUAAUGUAAAAGUGCUACAACAGCUUGUUUAAAAGAAAGAAAAAAAAAAAGAGACAGUGUGUAUGAGCAUCCUUUUUGUGUGUGUGUGUGUGUGUGUGUGUGUGUGUGUGCAUACUUGUCUGGAGCCCCAGUGCUCCAGUGCAGGAGGAGCAGGCAGACGAAUGAAGGGCAUCAUUUCAGAACACUCCUGCGGGCAAGCGAUGACAGAUGGGUAGAGCAGUGGUCUGGGAUCUGAGAGCAGAGGACACAAGACAGCUUGAGUAAAGAGGAAUGAGAGACCACAGGUUUAGUUUUAGUAGCAGAGUUACUGGUGUUUAAUUGGUGGUGCUGUAGCAGAACCAAUCCUCCGGGCCUCCUCGACAGAUGUCAAGAUUAGAAGCUGGAGUAAAAAAAUAAAUAUUUUAAUGGUCUUAUCAAAAGGUGUGUGUGUGUGUGUG
Messenger RNA from Scophthalmus maximus (turbot), 2114 nucleotides. Its product is annotated as P2Y purinoceptor 3-like. Gene Ontology annotation, molecular function: G protein-coupled receptor activity. Lineage: Eukaryota; Metazoa; Chordata; Actinopteri; Pleuronectiformes; Scophthalmidae. Gene Ontology annotation, biological process: G protein-coupled receptor signaling pathway. The record is from RefSeq and is a predicted model, not a curated record. The transcript has a single exon. Gene Ontology annotation, cellular component: plasma membrane. The coding region runs from base 141 to 1136 and encodes 331 amino acids.